CAAGGUCCUGGUGUUAAUACUGAAUUUAUUUUAUAUGUAUCAGUACUUCAAACAAAUCGAUGUGAACCAAUUGAUACAUUGGCUACAGCAUCCUUUUGUCAAUUAGAACGUCAACAAGAUAGACCAAUUGCUGGUAAUAUCAAUGUAUGUCCAAAACGUUUGAGAGGUGACCGUAAUGGAAUAGAUUUUGAUCGUCUUGUUAGUACAAUAAAACAUGAAAUUCUUCAUACAUGGGUGUUUUCUUCGGGUCUUUUUGCAUUUUUUCGAGAUAGUAAUGGAAAACCAUUUACUGAACGUGAUCCUGCGACAGGAUGGCCUAAAAUUUAUGAUGAAAAAUUACAAAUAUAUACACCCAAUGAAAAUGUACUAAAACAAAUAGUAAGAAAAAAUUGGAAAACUCGUGGUGGACUAGUUGAUAAGAUUAUAUUAAUGUUGGUAACACCAAGAGUUCAAGCUGUUGUACGUGAACAUUUUAGAUGUUCAACAUUAGAAGGAGCUGAACUCGAAAAUCAAGGAAAUGUAGGUACAGCUUUAACUCAUUGGGAAAAACGAUUAUUUGAACAUGAAAUAAUGACUGGAACUUAUACUCAAGAAUCUGUAAUUUCAAAUUUAACAUUAGCUUUAUUAGAAGAUAGUGGAUGGUAUGAUGUGUCAUAUGAAUAUGGUAAACCUCUUCUUUGGGGACGUAAUCUUGGUUGUGAUUUUGUUAAAACAAGUUGUAAACAAUGGAUUGAUUCAAAACUUGAAAAAAAACAAAAUCCUUAUCCAUUUUGUAUUUCACCACCAAAACCUAAUCCUUCCAAGCGUAUUUGUGACUAUACAUAUGAUAAAAUAGUUAUGUGCAAUCUUGUCGAAUAUUCUACUGCUUUACCUUUUGAAUAUCAAAUCUUUGAUUCUCUACCAAAUAUAACUGAUGAAAAUGAACUUGCACGUUUUGGUGGACAUGUUAUGUUAGCUGAUUAUUGUCCAUAUAAUCAAGAAUUAUCUUAUAAAAAUUCUAAUCGUGAUUCAAGAUGUUAUCGAUCAGAAAAUCAACCACCAAAUAAAGAAAAUUAUGCUCUUGAAAAAUAUUCUUCUCAAUCGAAAUGUUUUGAUCAUGGUUCUAUAUGGGAACAAUAUAUUGAUCAAUGUCAUAGAAAACGUCGUGUUAUUCCGCAAGCAGCUGGAUGUUAUGAAUUUGAAUGUAUAUCAUACAAAGGAUUUUAUGUUUAUAUUGGAAAAGAAAAAUAUCUUUGUGAAUAUCAAGGUCAAAAUUUAACUAUUAUAACUGCAGAAUAUGACUCAGUUUAUGUUGGAACAAUUAUUUGUCCUGAUUGUCAAAUUAUUUGUGGUUCUUUGAAUAAUUUUCAAUGUCCUUCUGAAAUAAAUAAAAAUCAUGUACAAAGACAACAACAACAACAAUCAGAUAUUCGUUUAUCUGUACAAAAUUUUUGCACAAGAUCAUAUGAAUAUAAUCAAUCAUCUAUGUCAGAUAAGACGAAUCAAUUACAUAUAAUAUUACAAACUAUAUUUCUUUUCUCUAUUUGUCUUUAUAUUCGAAAAGGAUUUUAA
Rotaria sp. Silwood1 is the source of this 1551-nucleotide messenger RNA. The record is from the annotation of a GenBank genome assembly. Lineage: Eukaryota; Metazoa; Rotifera; Eurotatoria; Philodinida; Philodinidae.